Molecule: messenger RNA, 2560 nt
Organism: Klebsormidium nitens
Lineage: Eukaryota; Viridiplantae; Streptophyta; Klebsormidiophyceae; Klebsormidiales; Klebsormidiaceae
Source: the annotation of a GenBank genome assembly
UGUUGCCAGCGUUCGCAUUGUUGCUUGCAUGCUCUCGUGAACGCUUUGUGAUUUGUAUUUAACGGUAGUCAGAAAUUAGAGUGAACUUGUAGGCGGAAGGUGAAAGCCUCUAGGCGAAAGCAAAAAGGCACGCCGCACGAUCGUCUGCAAGCGACAGAACCCUGUGUUAAGACCACCUCAGCUAUUGGCAGCAUUGCUUCAGUAGAGACCCAUGCUGGGGCAUGCCAAGUCUCCGAUCCCUGCACUUGAGCUCUGCUGCUAUGCAAGCGGUUGCAAAUCGUCUCGGAACCCAGCUUCUUCCUGCAUCUGCGUCACACCACCACUUUUUUCAGUUUCCGCCAACCACCACUAGAUUUACACUCCCUAGAAGCGUUGUUUCGUGUCCUCCACCACCCCUUUCUAGUUGCAGCAACCCCAGAGCACGAUUGUAUGAUCCAUUCAAAACCUCUGUCACCCUUGCAACCAAUCGCCACUUCUCGUACGCACCGCAGCUUCCCAAUGUCUUGGGCGCUCGAACGCACCAAUUGGACGGCGCCAGCUCAUGCCUUCCUUUGAACCCUUGGGCGCCAAGACCACUUUCGGGGUUUCAGGGAGCUGAUCAACACAUUGCGCGGCGUCGCUUGGCGGCUCUGGUGAAAUCAGCGAUGGACCCGUCUCAAGUGGAGGUGCUCCAUACUCAGAACGCUCUGCACAAGCUCACAGUUAGCGACCUGCGGGAGUUCAUCAGGUUGAAAGCGAUCCAGGCCCCGUCGAAUGCGAAAAAGGUUGAGCUGAUAGCGUCCGUCAGCGAGUUCCUCGCAUCUGAGGAAAGCAUUGAGACUCUAGCUCAAGAGUCAAACACGGUGGCAGUGGCAGAAGAAGAGGUUCCAGCAAAAGACACACGCACCGCUUCUAAGAACAGGGCGGGAUCUCAAGUUGACGACACAGAGGGCAGUGUUGCGGCGGUUGGUCGGAAGUCUCGAAAACGAGGGGCCGGGGCGGCGAAAGACCGAGAGGCUUCCGGGGUGGUUCUUGCGGGGGAGGAUGCUCAAGAUGCAGUAUCGCCACAAAGAAGAAGUACACGCUCACGAAAAGACUCGUUGUCUCGACCUGCCGAAGAACCGCCCGCUCUUAGCAAAGCGAACGAGGUUGGGGAGGAAAACGGCCGGCCGAAGCGUGCCCGCCGGCAGAGCACUGGCAGCCCUGAAACGGCAAAAAAACCGCCCCCAUUGAAACGGAAGCCAAAGACUGGGGUUUUGAGUUUGACGCAAGCGCAGAGCACGGUCGAGGUUACGGAAGUUCAGAGUGAUGUCGUCGACGGGGCGUUGGUCGAGAAGAAGCGAACAAAGAAAACGACCGUUGCGCGCGGGUUCGGGCUGAAAGGCGACGUUGGGAAAGUUGAGAUUUCGCAGAGCGAGGAGUCGUGGAGCCACUUAGUGCACAAGAAAGCGGAGCCGGAUUGGAUCGCGUAUAACCCGGGGUUGAUGCGCCCCCCACCUCCCAAGGGGCCGUUCAAGAAGGUUGUCGGCUGGAAUGUGGCUGGGCUACGCGCGGUGUUGAAACUGGAGCGGCGAUGGUUUGACGAGAUCGCAGAGAAGGAACGGCCGGAUGUCAUCUGCUUGCAGGAGACCAAGAUCCAGGAGAAGGAUAUUGCGUCGGUCGAAGAGGGACUGCUCCCGGGGUAUCACAAGUUUUGGGCGACUAGUUCAGCGAAGCUGGGCUACUCGGGGGUCGCCCUCUUCUCCAAAGAGGAGCCCCUGUCCGUCCGAUACGGGCUGGGCAUUCCGUCGUUGGACGCGGAGGGCCGUCUGAUCACGGCGGAAUUCGCGGACUUUUUCGUGGUCUCCGCGUACGUUCCAAACUCCGGCGACGGGUUGAAGCGGUUGGAGGAGCGGACGCAAGUCUGGGACCCCGCACUGGCGCAACACCUCAAGGGACUGGAGGCGUCGAAGCCCGUGGUUCUGACGGGAGAUCUGAACGUAGCCCAUCAAGAGAUCGACAUCUGCAACCCGGAUGGCAACAAGCGGAGCGCUGGCUUCACCGUUGAGGAACGCGAGUCGUUCGAGCGUCUGAUAAUGGCCAACGGUUUCGUGGACACGUUCAGACGUCAGCAUCCGAAGGCGGUCGGGUACACGUACUGGGGCUACCGCUUCAACUCGCGCGCCAGCAAUCGAGGAUGGAGAUUAGACUACUUCGUUGUUUCAGAAAAGCUCGCGCCUCUAGUUCACGAUUCGUACACUUUACCGAACGUCUUGGGGAGCGAUCACUGCCCCGUCGGCUUGAUAGUAAAGACUUGACUCGAUCAAUGGCCGUAUCUUGAGAGUGCCUUCUUUGAGAUUCCUAGUUGCGCUUCGACCGACGCAGAGUUUGCACGUACUGAUACUUGAAGGUCUCGCGGAAUUUGGAUCACGUAGAACAGCAUGCUUUACAAUACCCCCAGAAAGAUGUGGGCGUUCGCAAAGGUGGCCCCUGUAUUGAUUGGGGCAAGCAAUGUGAGAAACCGUGACCCUAAGCAGCAGUAGAAAGGAGCGUCCUUAAAUGAAAGAUGAUUCGUGUUGAGUUUAUCAGUCUUUUUGAGCCA